GGUGCUCUUCCUGUUUCCCAUGAGGGGAAUACCAUCGAGGGCAGGCAGUGCUAUGCACAUGGUUAAACUAGUGAAAAUUAACCAAUGAGCUUAAUAAACUGAACUUUCUAAAGAAAUACCAUAUCACUAACUUUCUCCCUACCAUCAACAUGGUCAAGUUCUAUGAAAGGAAAGACAUAUUCAAGUACACCUGGGACCAAGUCGCCCAAGGAUUUUGGUCGCGCUAUCCAAAUCCAUAUAGCACACACGUCUUGACCGAGGACACUGUGAGCCGGUACGUCGACGGCGGCCGCCUAUUCAGCAAGCGCCUGCUGACCAAAACGAAUCCGGUCAACAGGCUGCCCAAAUGGGGCGAGCGCUUUAUCGGUGCCCGCUCGGUCCGUAUAGUCGAAGAGUCUGUGGUUGACCCUCGGACCAAGACCAUCGUAACUUACACGCGCAAUGUUGGCUUACAGCACAUAAUGUCGAUUGAAGAGAGGUGCGUGUACCGGCCAUCUCCCGAGAACCCCAAGCACACCCUGGUGGAGAGGAGGGCCUGGAUUUCCUCUUCCAUCCUUGGCUUCUCGUGCGCCAUCCAAGCAUUUGGAGUCGAGCGCUUCAAGCAGAACGCUGCCAAGGCCUCCAAGGGUUUCCUCUACGUCCUGGAACGCCUCUUUCCGUCGCCGCACCCGAGCGAAAAAGAACGGCUACGUUCCAAACUGGCCACGGAGCUGGCCAAGGCCAAAGCCGUGCCCCUUGUGGCUGCGGCCAGCUACAACAACCAACAGUAGCCGCCGCCGCGGCGUAGGUGUCACUGUUCACUGCCGAGACUGAUCCGAUAUUAGCUAGCCACUUGGAUCCGAGUGUGAACGGGUCCAGAGGGGGCUUCAUUCCUUUGACAGCGUCUCAAGAAGGUCGUCGGGAGUUUUUCCUAUUGUUGAGCCAUAAGGGGGUUGGGAAUGGUGUAGGUGCAAUCUCUUUCGUUUUUUUUUUUUUUUCUUUCGUAAUGCCAAUAUCUAACAUUCUUCUGCGUGAUUUCAUUAUGUCACUAGUGCUCAGCAUGUUGUUGCUAUAUGUUGUUCCAUGUAAUAAAAUUGAUUGUGUUGUA
Molecule: messenger RNA, 1087 nt
Organism: Ornithodoros turicata
Lineage: Eukaryota; Metazoa; Arthropoda; Arachnida; Ixodida; Argasidae
Gene: prel
Product: PRELI domain-containing protein 1, mitochondrial-like
Exons: 4
Coding region: 150-770 (206 amino acids)
Biological process (GO): phospholipid transport
Cellular component (GO): mitochondrial intermembrane space
Molecular function (GO): phosphatidic acid transfer activity
Source: RefSeq, a predicted model, not a curated record